AUGGCGUCAGAAGGGACGACGUGCAACGGUGAAACGCGUGAUGGCGCAUCUCGUGAGGCCGUGGCGGCACUCUCCAAACAACUUGGUAUUGAAAGAGGUGUGGUCGAGCGAAUCUUCCACGCAGGCAUGUGUCAUGCCGAAACUGCACUGAAGCGGCGGCGAAUUGGUGGAAGCACAAACGCCGCAACCGAUGGGGCGACGACUUCCACCGAGUCUGCAAGCAAGGAGGCAGCCGCGCGGACCAUCUUCAGUGAAGACAUCUCUUUGGAGCAGCUCCGACGGGAACUGGCUGAUUUUGCUCGUGAGCGAGAUUGGGAUCAGUUCCAUUCACCGAGAAAUCUAGCGCUUGCUCUGGUGGGGGAGGUGGGUGAGUUGUGCGAGUGCUUCCAGUGGAAGGGCGAGGUCGCAGAAGGCCUUCCCGGCUGGAGUGAGAAACACCGCACUGCAGUCCGGCAGGAAAUUGCCGACGUUUUCCUGUACUUGAUCCGGCUCAGUCACAAGUGUCAUGUCGAUCUUCCCGCUGCGGCGUUGGACAAGCUGGCGGUUAACGAUGCUUGCCGGCAUUGA
Symbiodinium natans is the source of this 567-nucleotide messenger RNA. The record is from the annotation of a GenBank genome assembly. Lineage: Eukaryota; Dinophyceae; Suessiales; Symbiodiniaceae.